UCCGUUACGCCUUGAGCACCGAAUAUGUGCCCCUUUUAGCUUCCACAUUAUCACCAUUUCAUAGAUCUCGCAGCUUUUCCUCUGUUCUUUUUCAUGUUUGGGGGGAUCAUCAUACAUCUCUGAGAUAUGGAUCUUCAACUUGGUCUAGCUCUCCCAAUUCAUGACCCUGCCAAAGGGUCUGAGCCAAAAGAUCAAGAAGGCCCGUACAAGAAGUGGGUCAGCAACAAAAGGUGUCAUGGAGAGGCAUUUGAGGAAGACUCCUCAGGGAAAUCGCAGUUGUUGGCGUGGAGCGGCAGGCCGAACGAGGAAGACGACCCAUGUGGGAGGCGUGGCAAGUUUUCUUGCUCCAUAAACAAGUUUAGGUAUAAUGAAGGAGCUGAUGAUGAUGAUCAGGUUGUGGGGUGGCCACCCAUCAAUUCCUGGAGGAAGGAGUUCAUACACGGGCAUCCACCGCACCGAGAUCUUCACGAGAAUGUCCGUCCGGCUGGGAAAGAAAAUGGUGAACCCGGUCAUAACAUGUUCGUGAAGGUGAAAAUGGAAGGAGUGGCCAUCGUAAGGAAGAUCAACUUGAGGACCUACCAAUCUUAUAACAGUCUUAAAGGUGCCUUGAUCGCCAUGUUCUCAAGAUACAACAGAGAUGAGUUCAAAGAUCAUGCCGGCUACGCUCUCACUUACCAGGACAAAGAAGGAGACUGGCUCUUGGCUGGAGAUAUUCCAUGGCCGAACUUUGUGGAGUCGGUACGUCGCCUGGAGAUACAAAGGACUAGAGAUUGAAACCAGAUUCGUUCAGGCCAAAACCAUACCAUGUCAAGCUCGAACAUCGUUGAUCCCUUCUGAGAUUGCACUGGUGUCCAGCAGAAGUACGUCUUUGAUAUGUCGAUUUGCUUGAAUAAGAUGAUUGUAAGAAAUUAUUAGGCAGUCUAAGUUAGCUUGUUUACCAGCCAAAAACAGUUGAUGAGGCCAAAAGUUAAGCCUGUUUCCCAGCCGUUUAAAAAUACCUCGUUCCUCCUCCACGUAUGUAACUUCUUGAUUUGAAGCCUUGUAAAGUUGCUGGAAUUGUGAGCUUUUCGCUGUCUGAAGAGCACAAACAUAGAGCAUUUUCAUACCGACGUCAGCAUAUACUAGAGGAAUUGGUGGGGACAAA
Syzygium oleosum is the source of this 1144-nucleotide messenger RNA. Its product is annotated as auxin-induced protein 22D. Gene Ontology annotation, biological process: regulation of DNA-templated transcription. The record is from RefSeq and is a predicted model, not a curated record. The transcript is spliced from 4 exons. Gene Ontology annotation, molecular function: protein binding. Gene Ontology annotation, cellular component: nucleus. NCBI's taxonomy places the organism in Eukaryota, Viridiplantae, Streptophyta, Magnoliopsida, Myrtales, Myrtaceae. Bases 127 to 774 code for a protein of 215 amino acids.